This is a messenger RNA of Xyrauchen texanus (razorback sucker), 1843 nucleotides long. It is a transcript of the gene clcf1, whose product is annotated as cardiotrophin-like cytokine factor 1. NCBI's taxonomy places the organism in Eukaryota, Metazoa, Chordata, Actinopteri, Cypriniformes, Catostomidae. The record is from RefSeq and is a predicted model, not a curated record. The transcript has 3 exons. The coding region runs from base 310 to 1482 and encodes 390 amino acids.
CAGAGCGUCAAAGUCACCUGGAUACCGGAGCGCGCGCCCGCGUCAACCUCAGCAGCUGUCAAUCACUGCAGACACACAGUUGAGUUAAUUACACAGGACAAAUAUUUCCCCCCCGUGGAUGUUUCCCCAGUUUGUAUGCUGCAUGUAGACAUAAACUAAUACAAGUUUGGAAAAAAGCUUCGAGAGUGGACUAAGCAACGAACAGCUCAGGAAACUAACGGGGUUCCUUUUAUUUGAUGCCAAAUUGUUUAAUAACCUCGUAAAGGAUUGACUGAUCGGAACGGAAACGGCAAAUUUGGUCCAAUUAAAAUGAAUCGUUGGAAAGUCCAUCAAGUUCUCCUGAUACUAUUAUUGGCUGCUUCAGUUGGGUGUGGCCAGGUGCUGGACCACAAGCUCAGUUUGUCCAAUGAGAGGAGCUCUAUAGAGAGAACAUAUGAGCUGACCAAAUACCUGGACCACCAGCUGAAAGAAAUCAGAAACACUUAUCUGUCAUAUCUUGGACCUCCGUUCAGUGAUCCCGGCUUCUCCCCUCCGCGUCCCAACAGCUCCUCUUUAUCCGUGCCCAGUGCGGCCACACGGGUGGACUUGUGGCGUGGGCUGGAGAACGGUGCCCGCUUGGCACAGAACCAGCGUGCAUACAGUGUUCUUCUCUGUGCCGUGAGGGAGCUGGCACGCUCCACCUUGUGCCCAUACCUCCAGAGCUCCCUCCUCCACUUCUGCUCCGGCCUCAGCGGGUUACUUGGCUCAAUAUCAGGGCUGAUGAAUUCCCUAGGCUACACCUUGCCUCCCCAUGGCAACUUACCACUCUCACCAGGAUAUGCCACCCCUGCUCAAGGAUACGCCCCACCCCUGUCGUCACAGUAUCAGGGAGUGGGCGAGAACAGCCCCGCCCCUCUACGGAGUCACAUUCCUCGAAAGCAAGGUGGUCAGACCACAUCGGGCGUUAAAGAGGGAACGAGUCAGGGGAAUAUAAAGCGGGUCAGGGAAAGGGGUAGGAGAGGAAGGAGAAGAGAACGAGAGAGCUGGGUAGCCAGAGAGGAGGGCGAGAAGGAGGAAGGAAUGGAGAGAUGGGGAAAGAGGAGAAGAUUGUUAAGUGUUGAAGAUGAGACGUCAACAAAACUGAACUACAACAAAAACAUCAAUAACAACAAUAUGAACUACACAACUCUCAAAUUCGGAGAUGGAGAAAUAAGCCAGAAGCAGCCUGUACUCUUUUCCUCGCCAUCUCUCCAUCCUCAUCGCUCUAUGCGUUCGGAACCAUCCUCUCAUCCCGGUCUCUCUCCGCUCUCCCUCCUCUAUCAGUAUGGAGGGCCGGCCGCCGAGGUUCACUCUUUGUUGCCGGCCCCUGUGCUCUCAUCAAAUCCUGUCCCUAAUGAUUUUUCACGGAAGGUGGAGGGAUUCUGGGUGCUGCGAGAACUGCAGAGCUGGCUGUGGAGGUCAGCAAAAGAUUUCACCAGACUGAAGAAACGAUUACGCGUUUGAGAAAAAAACAAGGCUUUGUUCCAAAACCAAGUGAGCUGCCUCGCUGUCUACUGCCUUCUAAAGCCAGGUGCACACUGUUUGAUUUAAAUGCCACAAUUUUGCCGUCUGAGACACAUUUCGGGAUCAUAAAAGAUAGUUUGACAUUAGCAUGUUGCUAAGCUAACAUUGUAAUGCUCUAAUAAGCACAAAAUGCCCAGAACACAGACAUACUAGGUGAAAAUGUAUUUUAUUUGAAUUAGAUUGAUCUAUUUUUUAUAGUUUAUACAUCUUUCAAAAAGUUUCUAAUUGGAAAAUUUCAGGACUGAAUGAGAUUCUGAGCAUAUUUAUUAUUAACAUUUACACAUUUUCACUGAGCUUGUUA